Messenger RNA from Rhipicephalus microplus (southern cattle tick), 1587 nucleotides. RefSeq lists its product as uncharacterized. The record is from RefSeq and is a predicted model, not a curated record. NCBI's taxonomy places the organism in Eukaryota, Metazoa, Arthropoda, Arachnida, Ixodida, Ixodidae.
AUGGCCAUUUGUCACAGACGCUGCUGCCCCGGCGGAAUCACUGAGGGUAAUCGAAUUGAAGGCUCCCGUGUCGCCGAUUCGCGGAUACACAGUGACGCUCGAAUGCAGCUACGACCUGGAGAGGGACCAGCUGUACAGCGUCAAAUGGUUCAAAGAUGGCAUCGAGUUCCUGCGCUAUGUGCCCAAGACAGGCCGAGAAUACAGGUGUUCACAAUCAAAGGACUCAGUGUGGAUGUUGCAAGCAGCAACGACACUACAGCAGUGCUUGACGACGUACAGCACUCUGCCUCGGGAAAUUAUAGCUGCGAAGUGUCAGCUGAAGCACCGACGUUCGACGUGGGUGUGGCUGAAAAGAGGUUGGUCGUCGCAGAAACGCCUAUAUCGAUAGACCAGCCACCAAUCGGAAUCCUCGGCGGUUCCGUGCGUCUCAACUGUGCUCACAACCUCGGCGGAUUGCCCCUGUACAGUUUCAAGUGGUUCAAGGACGACAAAGUGUUCUACACGUUUAUCCCUCGCAACAGGCCACCGGGAAAAAUGUUCAACGUGCAAGGAGUGACGGUCGAUAGGCUGCAAGGAAACUAUUCGUCCCUCUACCUGAAAAACCUGAGUGCCCUGAGUGCAGGCGCUUACCGCUGCGAAGCCAGCUCCGAUGCUCCGCCCUUUCUCACGGUCCAAGACGAGAAAAUGCUCGCAGUGUUCGAAACACCGCUGUCAAUAGACCAGCCACCAAUCGGAAUCCUGGGUGGUUCUGUGCGUCUCAACUGUGCGCACAACUUUGGCAGCUUGCCCCUGUACAGCUUCAAGUGGUUCAAGGACGACAAAGUAUUAUACACGUUUAUUCCCCGCAACAGGCCACCGGGAGAAAUGUACAGCGUGACAGGAGUGACAGUGGAUAUGCUGCAGAGCAACUAUUCGUCCCUCUACCUGAAGAACCUGAGUGCCCUGAGUGCAGGCGCUUACCGCUGCGAAGCCAGCUCCGAUGUUCCGCCUUUUCUCACGGUCCAAGACGAGAAAAGGCUUGCGGUGUUUGACAAGACCAUCGUGGCAGACGAGAUGCACGGUUGGUUGCCCGGUCGGUCGUUCCUUAGUAAGCUGGCACAACCCACUGCGGAAUUCGGCCAUGAAACAAAUGGUUCCUUGUUUCAGGGAGUCUUACAGGUGGGAGAGUUCGUGCGCCUCAACUGCACCUCCAGCCGGUCCAGGCCGGCUCCCAAACUGGCGGUGUACGUCAACGACCGCCUCUUGAUCGACGCCGACGUCAGGACUAAAGUCACCACGCACCCGGACGGCUUCCAGGUGACCACGCUCUCUGCGAACAUCCCAGUAAAGCAGCACGGCGUAAGCAGAGCCGCCCUGCGAGUCAAGUGCCAGGCCAGUUUCGUGGGCCUGUACGAAGCCGUGGGCGAGAUGGCCAUUCCAGUUGGGCAGCAUACGGGAGGCCACAAGGCGCCUUACCAGCACCAGCGUCCACAGCACAAGCAACCGUCACAGCGACAGCCACACCUCGGUCCAAUCUCGUCGAUACAAGACGAGUGUCUCACCAAGGCUAUGGAGAUUGUGGCAAGGGCGUGGGCUGCCUACCAGUGA